AUGACGGAAUCGACCAUAACUAAACUUAUUUGUGCUAAUCAUGGAUCAAUGAACGUCGAUGAAUUAGAUGCGAAUUUUUACAGUGACUUGUACGUCUCGGUGCGGGAUGUAAUUACGAAUCGAGCGAAAUUCUGUUUAGUUGUUUUUAACGAAGAGCAAAGGGUGGUAGCCAAGACUGGAGUUCGACUGUGCAGAUCCAACGAUUGCCAGGGAUGCCGAAAUUUACAUUUUUGUAAACGAUUCCUGCUUGGAGAUUGCCCAUUCAGUCGGAGAAGGUAUGGAAUUGGCCGCUUGGAACUUCAACGCUUCCCAAAUGUGUUACUGUUUUUACAAUCGUUUGUUGGUGACGUUAUUGUAAUCACAAGGCCUGCACUGGGGAACUUUUCUCACAUAGCCUUUCCAUUUGCGUUAUGGCAGGGAUCAUAAUUACAAAUCAUUUGACUACAAAUUGACCGCAAGAAUCCCAAACAGAUAUAAUAUUAGACUAAAACGUAAUAAUUUCAAAUCUAGUUUACGUUUGUAUACGAUCACAUGUCUAUUAUCCGUGGCAAUACUUGGGAACAGACUUCUCAAAUUAAAAUCACUUGGAGCUGAUCACCUGGUGUUUUUAGUCUUUUAUGUCCAAUAUGUAUUUAUUAUGCUCAGAAAACUUGGGGAGCCAAAUAAGACAACCGUUGCUGCCAGUUGGGGAACCCUGCUUUAUGGCGUUAUUGGUGUGUAUAUAGAGAACCACCAGGGUUGCCAGGUGUAGCAAGCAUUUCUAAACCAAUGACCUCUCAAAACCAGCCCACAAGGCCUGAAAACUAGACCCCCAUUUGUUUUCUACAGCAAGAGAGGAGUUGCUUUAUGGAGCAAUUAGGAAGGAAUAUUGACGUAAUUUGUAACAACAUAGGCUAAGAAGCAAAAUGCGGUUAUCCAUCAAAAUAAUGAUUAUUGUGAGCUUAAGAAUAGUUGCAGCAAGAGAAAAAGAUAAUUCCCCUUAUUAAACAUUUUCCAUCAAUGGAUUCGAUUUAAGUUGUUUGACUACUAUGAUUAAGAUAAGGCCCAGGAGGUGUGGUAUAGGCCAAUGCCACACAACCCUGAGGGCCUUACUCUAUUUAUGGUACCAACGUAAUUAGAACAGUAAAAAUAAUGUUUGUCAUACUGUGGUACACGACGAAUCCAGCUUUCACCAUAGCAUCAGGGCUAACACAAGUUGGUAUUACAAUAGGAGGGUUGUGAUCUGCCAUAUACAGGAGGGCUGUCUCGCAUGACGCAACGCAAGCCUAGAUAAGCCUAGUCGUGGAUAUGCAUAUACAACAAGUCUGAGGUGCCUUAUUGCUAUUAUAAACUGGUUACCACGUAUUAGAGCAGAAAAAAAUGUUUUGUCAUAAUCAGCAUUCAGGACUGUAAAUAACGUUUGUGCAGUCUAGAUAAAUCCCGGAGAGUUGGGUGAAUCUGUGGACCUUGGUAAAAAAAAAAAAAACAAAAAGAAUGUUACUAUUUUCUGGCAAUUGUGACGUUUUAUGUCAAUGUUAAGACUACAAGUAUAAGGCUAUUUGUUGUGACUGUUUUCAGGUUUAUAAUGCAUGAACUUGCCAUGUUUGCUGAACGAUGCAGGUCCAUAGCCCCUGAUGUCAUUUAAAAUCACAUGAAACCAUUGAUUGACAUGAUUACAUGAUACUCCAAUUAAUUAACUAACAUGCAUUAAAUGGCAUAACACAGUACAACAACAACUGAAGUUAUCAUUUAUGAAAUAUGUUGCCAGUCCAGGUAGGCUACCAUGGCCAAUUGAUUGCAUGACUCAGUGUAUCAUCUUUCACUAUGUAUCAAAUGGUAUGCUACGAUAUUUCACUCGUCUGCUUUACGUGCAGGGGUACAAACGAGUCAACCAGCUUCACAGUGAAAGCGAAACACGCCCAAGUAGUAAUCACUACCUACAAACACGCUUCUGAGUUGACUUUGUAUUUAUUUUAUUUCACGCUCUGCACACUCACAGGGCCCUAACCUACGCACAUGAUACUCAACACACAUACAUACACUCACUCUCAUUUGCUCACACACACAUAACAUGCACAUACAUUUAUACAGACUCUACACACACCCACUCACAUACAAUCAUCAUAUACGCUGCUACUCUAUUUAUCAUAUAUCCUGAUGCCUUGUCACCUUACCCCAUACAUAUCUACCUCUAUCAAUCCAGUACCCUGCACGUUGUAAAUAUGGUACUAGAACUGACCCUGUAUAUAGUAUGCUUACUUAGUUUAUCUUGUUCUUCUUAUUUCUAUAUCUCAUGUGUUUUUGUUCUACCUUGUUCUUUUUUAUAUUACAUUGUUAUUGAUUACUAUAUUGUUGGGGUUAGAGCUGCAAGAAAUGCAUUUCACUGUACUUGUACAUGUGACAUUAAAACUUGAAACUUGAACACCUUGCAAAAAAUCUGUGCAUAAUGGUCAACAAUGAACGACCUUAUCCAUGGUGCUUUAAUAACAGUAGUAUUUACCCCUUAUGACAACUAUAUUUUUAACGACUAUAGGCUAGUAGGCUACGUGAGCACACCCAUUGAAAUGAUUUAUUUUAGGAUCCUGGAGACCAGGGGCUAUGCAUGUAUUUGUCCCAAGUCAAGCUGCUCUCCAAAUUAAUCAGCUGGUGAUUGUCAUGCAAAUAAGUGCCGGUCUCAUGGUAAUUGACCAUUAAUCAACAUAAAGACGUUUAGCAUCUCUGGCUCCAUGCAUAGCCUACAAGCCACUGAUGAGGACCUUUGGAACAUCUACAUGUUAAAAAGUCAAAUAAAUCCAUUUAAUAUAGCAUGCCCUACACCAUAACAAUAAAUCCAUUAUUUAUUUUAGUCAGGUCUAAAGAAAAUGUUGCCUAUUCAGAAGAAUAGAAUAGCAUAUUCUGAGACGUCCUUAUGUUAGGCUCUGAUCUGACUAUGCCAUGUGGCUGUGGGCUACACUAAUUUAGCAGGAAAGAUUUGCUUAAAAUUCCCAUGGCGUUAUUUUAUAGUAAGAAAGAACAAUACAAUUGAACAUACAGUAGCUGAAUAAAAUAGAAAGGAUAUUUUCUCCAACUGAUUUCAGAGGAAGUGGGCACAUGCGGCUAUUCAUGUGUUGAGCGGUUAACAAGGAAACAGGUCCUCCGUUAUGCUUAAUUGAAAGUUAUUUAUGCAACUUUAGUUGUGAUACAAAUGUUAGGCUAUAUAUAUAUAUAUAUGGAUUUUUAAUACAUUCUAAGGCUGAAUGAUGCGACUAAUAAUGUUUUGAAAAAAGUCACAUGAAAGGCUGCACACACUUCAUCAGUCUCUCAUUCACAAUUUGACAAGCACUUGAUAAUAUUCUCACCCAUCAGACUUUUCUCAAUUUAAUCUGGUCUUUACAUACAGUAUAUCAUGGUCGCACAGCAUAUGAACUAACAGGUUAUAGAGCAAACAAUGCAAUUGUCACAACACAGGUUGUUAUAUGGCUUUUUUUCUGGCUUCCCCAGUGAUUUUACCCAUGCACCCCUGUUAGCGACUGGUUAGCAAGUUUGGUAGGCUACUAAUGACCAUCAGCGGCAUCAGAGCGCAGUUUUGGAGAAGCCUAGUUACCAUGACUCAACAGUCACGUGGAAUUUGACUGCGGUCAUGACUCGUGACUGCCGGUGUAGCGGUGUAGCAGCAAUUUUACGUUCCAUUAUUAUAACCUAACAGAUCUAGCCACUAGCCUUUUAUAAGGUGAACAAGUGGUAGCCUAAGUUAGCGUUAUAGCUGAGACAAAUAGCCUAUAACGGAGCCUAUACAUCCUUCACUCCUCCCAUCCUUGACGACAUCACCGAUAGAUGGAUAGUGAAAGGACAUAUUAGCUAGGCUACCAACCAAGUCAUGUCAGAUCAGUGAUUAUUUCUUUAUAUAGGCCUAGCCUAUAUAGCCCUCUCAUUGAUCUAAUAGGCCUAUAUUUAGAUAAAUGAUUAUGUCAAGAAAAGGAGUUAAUUAAUGAAUAUUAAUAUAUUGAAACAGCCCUCAGAUUAGCUGCUUUGCGCAUGCAGGAGUGGUCCUCGAGUUGCCUCUCCUCUUACAGACACGUUUGCGUAAAAUCCCUGCUUCAUUGUUCAUUCCUCCCGCAGCCGUUGGAUAGGCCUAUAAUUUACUUUCACUUGCCCACUGUAACGUACGAUUAGUGUACAUGUUAGGGUACCCAAUCUAGUGGGCCGCUAUAGGAUUAUAAUGGGAUGCAAAAUAGCGGUGUUGUAGCAAAUUUGGAGAGCAGCUUGACAUGGGACACGCACACACAUAGCCCCCGGUCUCCAGGAUCCCAAUAUAAUUUGUUUCAAUGGGUGUAGGGUGCUCACGUAGCCUACUAGCCUAUAGUCGUUAAAAGGAUAGUUGCGAUAAGGGGUAAAUACUACUGUUAGUAAAGCACCAUGGAUAAGGUCGUUAAUAGUUGCCAUUAUGCACUGAUUUUUUGCAAGGUGGCGGGCAUGCUGACAGCGACUCAACCCAGGUCAGUGACAGUGCCAAGAUUAGUUUUUUUGUUUGUGCUCAUAACACACCAUGGCCAUUAGAAGAGUGUAUGCCUAUAGUCUGAAAUUGCCAGGGGGAAACUUGUGAGUGUGCGUGCGAGUUAUUAGAUCAUUAGGUUGAUAAGCGUGAGUGCGCAGUGACGCCUGUUUGAACAAGUGUAUUAGAUUAUUAUGGCCGUUUGUUUGUUUUAACGCACCCGUCUCUACCUAUUUAUGUAACCACACGGACUUGGAUGAAAUACCUAAUCCAAGUCCGUGUGGUUCCUCCUAAUGAAAAUACCCAAUCUGUGGCAGUCACAACCUCUUCCAGGUCCUAAUACUUACAAUAAUUUGGUUAUGUGCUAAAAGAGCAAGGAUUUCCUUGUUACUAAAGCCAAUUCUAAAGUAUAGUUUCAACAGUCAUCUAACUCAGGCAUUUCAAAGGUGGCGCACACAGCAACAGAGAGCCAAGGAGGUAUGCAUUUAUUAACCAAAUCCCCUACUUUAAUCUUGAAAUACAACUGCGACUUUAUUCUCAAAAUAUUGCCACUUUAUUCUCAAAAUAUUACCACUUUAUUCUCGAAAUAUUGCCACUUUAUUCACAAAAUAAAAUGUUGACUUUAUUUAAAAAAGUACAUUUCAACUUUAUUCUCGAAAUGUCGACUUUAUUCUCAAAGUAUUUCAAGUUUAUAAAGUACAAUCUGUGCAAAAAAAAAUCCAGGUACCUCCACCCAUAAUGUAUAUUUUAUUUUUUUGUCUUCACUUGGGCCUAAUACUCUUCCAAAUCAUGCAUACCAAAAAUCUGAGGGGGCACAAAGUAUGUGAGAAUACCUCUGGGGUGGUCUGAGGGGGGCUAGGCCCCCAUUUGGAUGUUGGAGAAUGUAGCAUUUUUCAAACAACUGAAACAGCAUUUUCCUGCAAUCUAGAGUCAUAAUCAUUAUGCUUAAUUCUAUGUCAGAAAUGUUUUUUUUGGUGCAUAUUUAAGCAUACAGUGCUUAAAUUCUCCCCCAAUCGCGCAUUGCAUUCGAGCACAUCUUGAAACCUCUAGGCACUGCUCAAAAGUUUUUCCAUUGUGCACUAGGCUAAAAGUUCAUAAAAUGUAGGUCUAGAAGUUGCAAUACAUUGUAAGAAACAGGCCUGGGCAUGUUAUCAUGCACUGAUCAAAUACCCACUGAGAACAAACGUCAGUUCAAAGUCUAUUUUUGAUUUACAUUUGGUUGAGUUGUCAACUAACAUGAAUUCAACGUGAAAUCAACCAAAAAUCCAUCACAUUAAAUUUAGGUUCAAAGUUGGGUGAGAAAAAUAAUGUUUCCAUAUUGAUUCAACAUCAUCACAUUACAUAUUUUUUUCAUGACGUGUAAACAACGUUGAUUCAACCAGUUUUUGCCCAGUGGGUACUGUGUAGGAUCCCUAUUUUUACUGUUUCCAAUGGAAUAAGUAUAGGCCUAUAGGCGCAUCCAACUGGGCACACUACGUCAUUUCAAUGUGGUAUUUUUGUAAUAUUUGGUUGAGACGUUGAUCAGUGAAAUUUCAAUAUUCAUUCACCCACUCAAAAAUACUUUAUCUCUGGCCUAACAACACCCGUGCCAAUAUAUCCUCCAAACACCGUCUUCUCGGGCAUUAUCACUUAAAUAAAUACUGUUACAUUAGUUUGCAAGAUAGCCUUAACUUAAGGCUAUUUACUGUAUGGCAAAAGUGAUAUUGAAAUGUCAAUGCAACCAAAUAUCAACAUUUGAAAGAGAUGUAGCUUUUGUGCCACUGACUUAAUCUGGCUUAAAUUCCAGUUUGUCUACAAAUUAAUAAUUGAUAUGUUGGAUUCACGUCUCCAUCUCAACCCAAAAUCUAAGUUUAAGAAUAGGACUAAAUCAAAUCAAACUUUAAAUGUAGUUUGAUUUGAUUUUGUCCUAAUCUUUAACUUAGGUUUUUGGUUGAGAUGGAGACGUGAAUCCAACAUAUUAAUUAUUAACUUGAGUACAUUUGAAAUCAACCAAAGCUUGAAACCCUAGGCCUACAUGUGUUGUCUAUUUUUUGUUGAACCCUGGGUUGAAUUGAAACAAUAGUUGUUGAUUUCGCAAAUGCUACAUAGGCCUAUUAGAUUAUAUAUGACUUUUAAAGUAAGGUAACAUUUAUUUUGCUCUGUUAAACCUGCAGAAUUACUUCGAUAGCAACAGUAAAUCUAUUUGGUUAUUAAGAGAUCUCUUAAUAAUAAUUCUCACAAUAGCACAUUGGUAGUAGUCAGUGACAAAUAUCAAAGCUGUGCAGGGCUGGGCUUGGUUAAAAUCCUGUAUGGGAGACCAAAAGGUAGCUUUAGAUGGAUCAAUUCUCCAGUUGGAGAUGCUGCCCAGUCUAUAGUUUCUUUUUUGAUAGUCAAUAUAACGUUGAAGAUCUGACGUUGUUUCAAAGGUCCAAAUUCAACAUAUUUUAUACAAGCUUUGUCUAUGUUGAAAUUUCACCCUCAAAACUUUUUCAAAUCCAAGUGCACAAAACAUUAGGAACAUCAGCUUUUUCCAUGACAUAGACUGACAAGGUGAAUCCAGGUGAAAGCUAUGAUCCCUUAUUGAUGUCACUUGUUAAAUCCACUUCAGUCAGUGUAGAUGAAGGGGAGGAGACUUAAGCCUUGAGACAAUUGAGACGUAUUGUGUAUGUGUGACAUUCAGAGGGUGAAUGGGCUAGACAAAAUAUUAAAGUGCCUUUGAACAGGGCAUGGUAGUAUGUGCCAGGUGCACCGGUUUGAGUGUGUCAAGAACUGCAACGAUGCUGGGUUUUUCACGCUCAACAGUUUCCCGUGUGUAUCAAGAAUGGUCCACCACCCAAAGGACAUCCAGCCAACUUGACACAACUGUGGGAAGCAUUGGAGUCAAUGUGGGCCAGCAUUCCUGUGGAACGCUUUCGACACCUUGUAGAGUCCAUGCCCCGACGAAUUGAGGCUGUUCUGAGGGCAAAAGGGGGUGCAACUCAAUAUUAGGAAGGUGUUCGUAAUGUUUUGUACACUCAGUGUAUUUUCUACGUAGAUUUCAUGUCACAUUACGUUGACAAAUAACGUUGAUUCAACCAGUUUGUGCCCAGUGUGAUGGAAGGUUGUAUCAAGAAAAUGUUUACUUUUGACUACAGAGGAGGAUGUCGCUUCAACCAUGACCUGACCUCGGGGUACAACAGCAGAAUCCUGAAAGAACACGGACUGGAGGAACUGAACAGAUCUGAGCUGUGCACUCUGCUGCUUCAGAAUGAUGGCUUCCUCUUACCACCAGUACGUCACACUGCAGGCCCCUAUGCUAAAGUAUACUCUGUCUGGUUAAGGUGUUGUGUUUAGUGAUCAUGAUCUAAAUUAAGCUAAUAUUCCUCAAAUUUUGUGCCAUAGUGUGCAUAAAUAUAAAUGGAAUACUGUGUGUGUGUGUGCUCAUACGUACAUGUGUAUAAUAAUAAUAAUAUGCCAUUUAGCAGACGCUUUUAUCCAAAGCGACUUACAGUCAUGCGUGCAUACAUUUUUUUUUGUGUGUAUGUAUGUGUGUGCGUGCAUGCAUGUAUGUGUGUUUGUGUGUAUAUUUUUCUCGUACAAACAUUUUCCUUCUGCUAGGUGUGCCACAACUACAACAACGGUGUUGGAGAGUAUGGCAAAUGCCAGGAUGGCGAGACAUGCAAGAGGCUCCACAUCUGUGAGAUGUAUCUCAGCGGUAGCUGCAACUGUCCCAGGUGUCAUGAUUUCUACGAACCCCACCCAUUAAAAAUCCUGCAGGACAGAGGGGUGCCCAACGAGCUCAUUGCCUCCCUGAAGUCUGUGUACAUGAACAUCGAGUGGUUGCAAAAGCAAGACCGUGGCAAGCAACAAUAUCAAAGAGCUAAAGCUAAUGCAACCACUAACACAAGUAAGUCAAACCGAGGCCCACAGAGUAGUCACGGUAAGGGCUACACUGUUAUUAGCAUGUUAACUCAAGUCAUUAAAUUAAUAUUGUGUUAUACUGUAAUAUAGUUUUACUAAAGUGUAAAGAUAGUAAAGUGAGUUUGUAUAAUUUAUGAGAACAUAGCAGUUAGUGGAACCUAAUGCUAAUUCCUAAUAUCUUGUAGGUGUUAGAAGAUAUAGUGUGUGAUUAUAGAUGCAUUCUCAUAACUGCAACCCACCUCUCACAUGCCCAGGGCCCACUUUGGGACCCGACCCAUGGUUUAAGAAACCUUGGGCUACAUAAUAGGCUACUAAAUAAAAUAUCCAGUGGCACUGACUUACCCAAUGAUAAAGAUAGCAUGAAUAUAUGUAGGCUACUCACCAGUGAUGGUGCUGUUCGUUUAAUAUUGGGAAUUGUUGAGAAAACAUUUGGUAGCUUCUGCAGACAGAUUAGUGUUCUCUUUUCAACAGGAGUCAUUUGCUUUUCAAACUACGUUUUUCCCGCGAUUGUAUUUAGACAUUUACGAAAGGCCUAUAGCUGCUCUUCACUGACAGAAAUAGAAUCCAUAGAACGGUUGUGUCCAUUGAAGUUAGGACUGGCAGCCAUUGUGAGUGUACUCAUGAGUUUACCAGUCAAAUUACCAGGGUUAGAGGUUCCAAUCUUCCAUGGAUUCUAUUUAGAUGGCCGCAACGCAACAAGCAGUUCGAUAUUUGGCGCGCUUGCUUCCCAAAUUGCAGCUCUCUGGUGUAUUAUUUUGAAUGCUAUUAUAAAUCUGUACAGAUCGAAGUAGGCUAAUUUAUAUAUUUUUGGAAAAACAGACCUGGUCAAGGUAAUGGUAAUACUGCACUUAGCAUGGUGGUCAUGCAGUCAUAGCCCAUCAUUGAUGACAAUAAUCAACACGUAGGUUGAUUGUGGAUUUCUUGUUUAAAAUAACCUAUAAUUUCAUGUGCUCAGUUACAGUGUAUUUACAUGGUUAUUAACUGGUAUUAAGAUCCAAUGAAUGAUGAACAAGUUCCCAGUCACAAGCUAUCAAAAUGUAUAGCUGUUGUUUUUAUUGGCAUGAUAAAUUAAAUGUUUGGUUCUCUUUUUUCAGAUAAAACUGAAAUAUGUAUGUACUUCAUCAAGGGGAGUUGCAUGCACGGUGGUAAGACAGCAUUUUACAAAGCAUAAUUUUAUGAAUAAUCAAUGCUUAUAGCUUAAUAAACAUAAGACUUCAACACCUAACUUUACUCAUAUUUCAGAUAAGUGCUUUAAAGCCCACUCUACCAUGCCCUACCAAUGGGAGGUGAGGGAGGGACUAAACUGGACAGCUCUACAAGACAACGAGGUGAUUGAGAAGGACUAUUGCGACCCAGCAAAGACAUACAGGUGUGCUCUACGUUUAAGAAGAAUGAACUUGAAUGGACAGUAACACAUAGGGCACUUGGUCAAUGGUGGGUAAAUGUUGCUAGUUGUUAGUACAAUGAGUUAAUGCAAUUUAUAAACUGGGUGGUUCGAGCCCUGAAUGCUGAUUGGCUGAAAGCUGUGGUAUAUCAGACCGUAUACCACGGGUAUGACAAAACAAUUAUUUUUACUGCUCUAAUUACGUUGGUAACUAGUUUAUAAUAGCAAUAAGGCACCUCGGGGGUUUGUGGUAUAUUGUCAAUAUACCACGGCUAAGGGCUGUAUCCAGACACUCCACGUUGCAUUGUGCGUAAGAACAGCCCUUAGCCAUGGUAGAUUGGCCAUAUACCACACCCCCUCGGGCCUUAUUGCUUAAAUACGCUUCUAGUUAGUGUGAUAUACAGCUUCCCCUGUUGUGAUUGCUGAUGGUUCGCUGUGUUUUAUCUUGUCUAGUCGGGGAGUCCAGCCUGUGUGUUUCGAUACAAUGACCUGCGGUCUGAACAAAGCCCGGCGUCUCUCCACCAUCUCCUCUGUGCUCCAGCCUACCUUCAUCCUCACCACAGAGUGGGCCUGGUUCUGGGAGGACGAGUUUGGAAACUGGAUCCAGUACGCAUCAGCAGUGAGUGACGACGAGCAGUGUUGAAUAGUGAUGGUUGAAUAGGACAGAGUUCAGUCCCUCUUUAAAUAAAAAUUAUGCAAAUAAUGCAUAACCCCCAUGUUUUCUGUCUUGCCCUACAGAGCGGUGGACACAGGGCAGCCACCAUCACCAGUGAAGACCUGGAGAAGAGGUUCCAGGAAGACAACAAGGCUGUGACAGAGUUCACCGCGGGGUCACAGACCUAUGAACUCAGUUUCCCAGGUGAGCACAGAUGACGUGAUUUCCAAGAUAAACCAACUGCAGCAUUAAAACCAUAUACACCAAACAUAGUAUAUUACGAAAUGAUAUGCAGUGAUUCUUACAGCUAGUACUGCAUAUCUAGUGACAAAUUGAGAUAGUUCUGGAUGGAGUCACUACAGUAAAAAAAUGACAUCUGCAUGUGAAGUGAACUGUCUGUUGUUACGACAGCUCUGCUCCUUUUCAGACAUGAUUCAAACAAACAAGCAGUACAGCACCAAGAAGGUUGUGAGAAGACGGCCUGUGUUUGUCUCUUCAGCUGAUGCACAAACUAUCAAAACCAGGUAAGAUAAAGUUGUGAAUGUUUUGUAUGGAUCAAUUUGCUAUUUAAAUGACUCCUUCACCACAAGGCUCCUUGUGUGUUCUCUUGCCUUGAACGUAGUCGAUAGAAGAGGAAACGCUGACUGUAAAUAAUGUUUAAACUGCUAGACUACCAAAUGUCCAAUCUUUGCAUGUGCCAUUACGAACUAUUGUCUGGUAGGACCUGUACAAUUACAACUCAUUGUCUUAAAUAUGUAUUCUUCUUCUACAUUUCAGCAAAAGGGCUCCGAGCAAUCACUCAAAUUUCAGAGCUUUACCAGGACACUGGGACAAGGCACAAACUCCUGAAACAGGAUGCAAGGUAUUAUAUUAUAUACAGUACAUACCAGAUGCAUGGAACCUGCUAUUUUAGACCAAUGGAGAUGGCUGUUUGUUUUGUUCCUGGGCAAAUAACUGCUCCAAUCUGUCCCUAUAUGGUAGGCUAAGGGUGUAUUAUGACUGUGUUCCUCUGUCGCCCAUCAUGUACCUAUCAGAGAGUCGACCUUCCGUGCUCAUCAGUGGAGUUUAAGGAGAUUCAAGGGCUUUUUCAGAACACCAUGAGAGGCUUCAGCAUCCGCCAAAUCGAGAGGAUUCAGAACAAAGCACUCUGGGAAGUCUUUCAGUGGUACGUUCCCUAAGACUACAUAAACUUUCAACUGACGAUCACCUGAGUUAUUGAUUGGUCUAGAAUAGAUGCUCACUUCCUGACUGCUUGCACAAUAAUUGCACAUUAUACAAGCAUUCUCUCUCUCAACUAACUUUCGGUCACAAAUAUCAUCUUAAAAAGAAAUACAAAGAAUUGAUUUCCAAUAUAUUCUGCUCCCUGUCUACAGUGCUUCUAGAGGACAUACACUGAUUGCAAGGCAAAGGGAUUUAUUGGUAUUAUUCUGAUUGCAAGGCAAAGGGAUCUCAUGAAGAAGAACAACAGAGGGAGGAAUGUGACGGAGAAACAGCUUUUCCAUGGCACAGACUCCAAAUACCUCGAUGCCAUCUGCCUUAACAACUUUGACUGGCGGAUCUGUGGACUAAACGGAACAGCCUAUGGGAAAGGUGAGCUGUUUCAUGUGCUUGUGCUAUUACAUUUUUUUCAAAUUAUUGACAUAAAGCGAGAUGAUAUAUCAUUUAUAUCAUAUAUUUUCCUGUGAUUAAUGAUUACUGCUUACCCCUUUAUCCCCUAACAUCCAAUGUCAGGGAGUUACUUUGCCAGGGAUGCCAAAUACUCCAACAGCUACACUGGCCAAUCAAAUACGAAGUCCAUGUUUGUCUGUCGUGUGUUGGCGGGUGAUUACACCAAAGGGCACUCCAGCUACCUCCGGCCCCCCUCGAAGGACGGAGGGGACACCAUCUUCUACGACAGCUGUGUGGAUGACGUCAGCAACCCCUCCAUCUUUGUGGUGUUUGAGAAGCACCAGGUGUACCCAGAGUACCUCAUCCAUUAUAAUGAGGAUGACGCAUGGUCGCAAGUCUACCAGCCAUACUACCCUCCAGCUGCACCUGCGCCUAGACCAGCACCAGCAUACAGACCAGCGGCUGCCUCAGCGCCUAGACCUGCACCAACACACAGACCAGCACCAACACCUGCACCUAAACCUGAGAACUCCUGUGUCAUUAGUUGAGGCUGACUGUGAGCUGUGAACUGUGAACCCUUUGAUAUUAAACUGAGGCAAAAACGUAGGCUUUUGUGAAUUAGAGAAAUGGAUUUAGCACUCUGUUAAAUGUUUGACAAUUACAGCUCAUCUUGACAUGCACCUUAUUAUGAUUACUAGAUGUGCUAUUAUCUGUUUUCUACAAUGCAAGCAUUUUUGUAGUGCUAUUGACUUUAUAUAAUGGUAAAUUACAAUCUAUGUACACACCAGAAUGUAAAUGUAAAGUUAUGCACCAAUAAUUAAAUUAAACUAAGUGAUGAACAAUUGUAAUGAUGGGUUGGUAGACAACGCACAUAAAUAAUGUGGCAGCAUUGAGGUGGCCGGAAGCCGUGGUUUGUUAUGAUUCUGAAGGGUCAGAUAGCUGGCAACAAUGACAAGAAGCUGCCAUGUGGGGAAUUGUAGGUGGCUCGUUUCAGCUAGUUUUAUCUUGUGCUUGAUACCAUGACUUGUUUUUGUUGGGAUUUGUUUUCUCAUAAUUGGAUUGAAGUGAUGAAUAGCUUAGAAGGAAUGCAUUAAUGAGGAGCAUAGGUUUGAACUAUACUGAUAUAAAUUGUUUCACAUAACAGGCUGUGAUUCAUGUGAGGAACGUUAGGGGCUAGGAUGAGAUAAAACUUGUAUUUCUUAUAGAUAAGACUUGUAUUUCUCACAGAUACGAACACUGCCUCUUUGUUGUCUGUGAACCGUCCUUGAACGUAGUACAGUGGAAUGGUGUCUUUUGGGUGCUGACUUCACAGGUUGUUAUGAUAAACUUAUGCCUGGCAACAGUGUGCAACAAGUGGAGCGCAGAGGGGUUGGGACCAACCCGUGCGCCAACGGAUUGGCUGAGUAAGUCUAAACCACGCUCAGCGUCUACUCUGAUUGGCCAGCAGAGAGGUGGGAACUCUCUCUGUCAGAGUAUUUGAGGAAGAACCGGUAACAAUUGAUCAGUUCUCUGAGUGCCCUGCGUGGUAUUUCAGCGGACCCGUAUAUACGAACCUUCAUACUUAUCAUACAUACAUUUUGCAUAUAAUAAAUUAAGCUUGGAUUGAAGAUCUCUUGAUUCUUAUUCCAAUACCAGAUUUGAAUUACGCAAUUUCUAACAUUUUGACUGAUUUCAUGUCAAUGCUAAUAUGGCUAAAAUUCACUAGCUAGCUAACCAACAACUGUAACGAUGUAUUUGAGAGACAAGUGCUCAUUGUGCAAAUGUAUUUAUGUUUUCAAUAAACAUUUGGAGACAUAAUAGAGUUAACAUGUUGUCAACAAUCUAAGCCAACCCUGUCUGUUUUGCCCCAAAGCUGCGCACACGUUGGUUUUGUUGCUAAACAACCAACCCAUCUAUGAGGACUACUCCUUUUGAGGAGUACCAAUAUGACAGACCGUGGCUUCAAAGCCUCUCAUUGGCCAAUACAUAUAAUCAGCAAUCUAGGGUUUAUAUACAUCAUUGGUAAAAACAAGUGACCGGGUCCAAAAGUCUAACUUGUCCUGCUAUCCAUUCGGGUCUGGUCUGUUUUUUUUUUUUAAUGACCAGGUCCAUCCGGGUCUGAUUGUCCUCGUUCGG
Messenger RNA from Coregonus sp. 'balchen', 14091 nucleotides. The record is from the annotation of a GenBank genome assembly. Lineage: Eukaryota; Metazoa; Chordata; Actinopteri; Salmoniformes; Salmonidae.